CUCGAAAUCCCUUAACUCUAUCUCCAAAACCCACAAAACACCCUUCUUUGCUCUUGAAUUCAGCUUACCCUCAUCCACAUGAUAGUUAACAGGAAAACCAAAAACUUUCAAUGAAGAGUAAUUAGCAGGCUUACCAUACCACACCUCAUAAGGAUUAUUACACUCGAUACCUGUGUAAGGUCCACGGAUGAUGAGGUAGCAUGCCAUGUUUACUACUUAUGCCCAGAACCUCCUUUCUAGUCUAGCAUUAGAGAGCAUGCAUCUUGCUCUCUCCAACAAUGUUUGGUUCAUCCUUUCUGCAACGCCAUUCCGCUGUGGUGCGUCUCUAACGGUCCUGGGAAUCACUUCAUCCUUGGAGAAAUCGUUGAACUUAGAAACCACACAUCGCCACAAUGUGCCUUCUCAUCUACAGCCAAGGCGAGAUCGUCUUCAAAACUAUUGUCCACUUCUGCAACGACAGAACAUUGAUUCUUCUGAUGCCCUCUCCUUCUGAGACAGUUGUACUUCUAAUGCCCCACUUCCUUACAAAUGUGACAGACAUCGCUUGGCUGCAGACCGGACCCGUAGAAUUCGAGUUUCUAUUUGAAUUCCCUUUACCAGAUUUCUUCUUUCCCUUUCCGCCUGUAACAACCAACCUCGAUGCUACACCACCCAUACCAGAUCCGAACGCCUUAUGUUUGAUCUCUAUCGUGUGAAGAGCAUAUCUGACAUCCUCCAACAACAAGCUAUAUUUACCAACAAUAAAAGAAUCCAUGAAAUUCUCAUAUGAACUUGGCAACAUCUUCGUCAUCAAUCUUAACAUCUAUAUUGCGUAAAUCUAACAAAAUAGAAUUAAGUUGCUCCAUAUGUUCCCUCAAAGGUGCACCUUUUUGCAUCCUCAAGCUAAACAACUGUUGCUUGAGAUGCAACUUGUUGGUUAGAGACUUAGUCAUGUACAGACUCUCCAGUUUUAACCACAAGCCCGCGACAGUCUUCUCAGCAGCGAAUUCAAUGAUGACAUUAUCAGACAGUGAUAACAUGAUGGUUGAGUGGGCCUUCUCCUCCAGGGUAUUUCACUCAUCGUCAUCGACCACUGCCUUCUUCUGUUUCGCAGACAUCGGCCCCCACAGCCCUUGUUGUUCCAAUAAAGCUCGCAUCUUGAUAUGCCAUAUAGCGAAAUUGUUCUUUCCCGUGAACUUAUCGAUCAUCAUGUUUACUAACGUCAUUCUUCAGAAUCAAAACCCUAGCUUGAUUUCCAACCAGGCUCUGAUACCACUUGUCACGACUGCGGAUCGAGAAAUAGGAGGAUUUGACAAUGUAAGAAACGAAAGUAUACACACACGACACACGAUUCACAUGGUUCACUAACACAAUGUGUGUUAGCUAGUCCACUGGCAGGAGAGAGCCAAUUUCACUAUACUUUGAGCAGAUACAAAUUACAGAGGAGUAUGAGAAGUAUUUAUAGUACUUCUCCUAUAGGUCUAACCCUAAUCCAAUAUGGUAAAGGAAAAGUGGUUACAACCAGGCCCAGAACUCGAACCCAAAUAACAUUGACCCCGUGGCGUUCUACGUAGCGCCUGAUAGUCCGAUUCAAAUCAUAUCAACAAUGUAAAUGGAAGGGGUCUGAACAUAAACAACACGGUCUGCACGUAUACUUAUUGACUUUGUUCUCCUUAAGAUGUAACCAAUGAUUCAUGUCAUUAAGCAGCAUAGCGAUGUAAUGGAUGGGCUGAAAAUAAGUUAGAUCUCAUUUUGGCUCAUGAUAAUAAGUGAUAAAUCAUUUGAUCCCAAUAACUAAAGUUGUCUGAAUUUCAAAUAAUUAAUCUAACAUUAUCAUAUUAUCGAUGCAUUUCAAACAAUGGUCUGUCAUCAGUUUAAAUUUGUAGCCCCGUCAUUUUCUUCUUCGCAUUAUAUAAAACUAGCUAGCCUUUGUAUCUGUUUCAUGCACGUCGUUAAGUGAUAAUAGUAGAAUCGCCAUUUGGCAUCCUCGAAUCUUGCUGCAAUAUAAAAGUAGUGAGGAAUUGAUAAUGUUAUCUGUAGCCAGCAUUGGGGGACGCACAGGCUAUAUAUGAGGAGGUCGAUCGAGGUAGCAAGCUAGAUCAUCAGUAGGUCUAGGACCAGAGAAAGAAGGCCAAAACAGAGUAUCAUGCAUGCAUAUGAUCCGAAUCCAUAAGAUAUAUAUAUAUUUGUUUGGGUUCAAAGGAAAAGGGUGAAAUUUGUAAUGCAGGAUAAUGCAUACUACUGGACGAUCAGUGGGGUUUAUGAAUUAUGAUCCAAUUAUCUCAUGCAUGCACAUAAAUAGGUAGCAGUCGCAACGUGGGAAUAUAGAGAGAGUGGAGAAGAAGUGGUAGCUAGCAUGGAGUUGAAACCAACGGCGUGCAUCUACAUUAAUGGCAAUAAUCUUCUAGCUAGGGAUGGGUGGGUGAAUCUAGGUCGAUAGCCAUCUCCUUGCUCCAUAAAAUACCUCCAUAUCUCCCUCAUUUGAGAUUUGAAUUUAAAUAGAGCACAUCUACUAUGCUAUAUAGUAUUGGUGUUUUAAUGUACAACUUGAAGUUGUAUCAUAAUAUUAAAUGUAUAAGUUCAGA
Linum trigynum is the source of this 2564-nucleotide messenger RNA. The record is from the annotation of a GenBank genome assembly. NCBI's taxonomy places the organism in Eukaryota, Viridiplantae, Streptophyta, Magnoliopsida, Malpighiales, Linaceae.